Dryobates pubescens (Downy woodpecker) is the source of this 1721-nucleotide messenger RNA. RefSeq names its product von Willebrand factor A domain containing 1 (gene VWA1). The coding region runs from base 11 to 1567 and encodes 518 amino acids. NCBI's taxonomy places the organism in Eukaryota, Metazoa, Chordata, Aves, Piciformes, Picidae. Gene Ontology annotation, molecular function: protein binding. The record is from RefSeq and is a predicted model, not a curated record. The transcript has 7 exons.
AGGAGUGAAAAUGGAAGUGAGCCCAGCUUCUGGAUUUAAGGUAGUUUGCCCAGCACCAGGCUUUGCUAUGUUGGCCAAGACAGCUCUUUCUCUUGGUCUGUGGCUGCAGCUGGCUGUGGGACAGAACACACCUGAGAGAGGUCCUCAGCCACCUGUUUCCAGCUCCGGAGGGGACCUCCUCUUCCUCCUGGACAGCUCUGGCAGCGUUUCCUACUAUGAGUUCUCCAGGGUCAAGGAAUUCAUGUGGGACCUUCUGCAACCUUUCACCUUUGGCCCCACAGAGGUGCAGACCAGCAUCAUCCACAUCAGCACGACGCCCACCAUGGAGUUCCCUUUCGACCGCUACCGGUCCGGCGAGGCUCUGCACCAAGCCAUCCGGGACACUCAGCAGCUCAUGGGAGACACCAACACAGGCAAAGCUCUCUCCUAUGCCAAGGAGAAGCUGUUCAGUGAUGCAGCUGGUGCCAGGGCAGACGUGCCCAAGGUGCUGGUUUGGGUGACAGACGGCUUCUCCACCGACGACAUCUCGGAACCCAUGCAGCUGCUGAAGGACAUGGGGGUGACGGUCUUCAUCGUCAGCACGGGACGGGGCAGCUACCUGGAGCUGUCUGCUGCUGCCAGCCAGCCUCCUGAGAAGCACCUGCACUUUGUGGAUGUGGAUGACCUACCCAUCAUCACCAAGGAGCUCCGAGAUGCCAUCCUAGAUGUCAUCCAAGCAAACCAGCUCCACGCCGUGGAUGUCACCUCCAGCAGCUUCCGGCUGGUGUGGCCAAGACUUCUCUCCCAGGAAACCGACUACUACACCUUGGAGUAUGCCCCAAGAGAUGAUCUAGGCAAGAAGAGGACAGAGCAAGUGUCUGGGGCUCACACAACCCUCCUGCUAAGCAACCUUGCCCCAGGAACCACUUACGAGGUGGCUCUCAUUCCUGAAUCCAACGUCCACUACUUCCCUCCUCAGACGACCAGGGUGACUACACUGGCAGAGGAAAUCAGCCCAGCUCAGGUUCUCAUCUCAGAGUCUGGACCACACAGCUUCCACGUUAGCUGGGCUCCCACGCUGGAGAGUGUGAGCAGCUAUCAGAUCCUGUAUGGCCCUCUCCCUGGGAACUCGGUGAGGCUGCUGGAGGUGGAUGGGAAGCACAACAGCACCCUGGUGGACAAGCUGACACCCAACACAACCUACCUGGUGACGGUGACUGCAGUCUACAAGUCGGGAAAGGAGAAAUCCCUGUCAGCUAAAGCAUGCACUCAGGAAGAGGGCUCCAAAGUGAGGCACCUUCGCUUUGAGGACAUGGGCCCCAACACCCUGAAAGCCUCCUGGGACUCCGCCGAUGGGAAGGUGCUUGGCUACAGAGUCAGAUGCCGGCGACAAGCCGGCCCCAACUCGGUCAUCAGCGUCUCCCCGCAGGUCCACAGCGUGCUGCUCACAGACCUGGCCUCAGGCACCACCAACAAAGUCUGUGUCAAGCCCAUGUACAAGAACCAGCCGGGCAGGAGGCUGUGCCGCAUGGUGCACAUGCAGCCAGCUACAGAAGCCCAAGGAUAUAAGCACAGCCAGAGAGCGUGACAGGCUCUGGAGUGGAGCAAUUCCACACCCCAAUUCCAGGCAGAGCAAGGAACCUUGCUUGGACAAAGAGUUGGACUUAAAAGGAGUGACCAGGAGAGGAAACCAGAAAGCUCACAGACCAUCUCCCAGCCUGCACUGUCCUGGUUGUAAAGCC